GGGCUGUGCGCUGGGCGUGGCGGGCGGGUGUGGCCAUGGGUGUGGGUCUGUGAGGGACCGGCCGGGAGGGCGUCGCGCGGCCUCGGGUGACAUGCGGGGGGCGGCGAGCGCGGGUGCUCGCGAGCCGACGCCGCUUCGGGGUAGAGGCGCCCCCCGCACAAAGCCCCGGGCGGGCCGAGGCCCGACGACAGGGACUCCAGCCACCUUGGCCCUCCCUGCCCGGGGAAGGCCGCGCUCAAGGAAUGGCCUCGCAACCAAAGGCCAGCGAGGAGCGGCCACUACGGGGCCUGGGCACAGAGCUCUGCCUUCCAGGGACACUGCUCUUCCCAAGGAGAGAAACCAGAAGCUGGAGGCUGCGGGGACAGGAAUUGAACCUAAAGCCAUGCCCCAGGGCUUGGUGACAUUUGGGGAUGUGGCCGUAGAUUUCUCCCAAGAGGAGUGGGAGUGGCUGAACCCCAAUCAGAGGAAUUUAUACAGGAAGGUGAUGUUGGAGAACUACAGGAACCUGGCAUCGCUGGGACUUUGUGUUUCUAAGCCCGAUGUGAUCUCCUCAUUGGAACAAGGAAAAGAGCCUUGGACAGUGAAGAGAAAAAUGACAAGAGCCUGGUGCCCAGACUUGAAGACUGUGCGGAAGAUCAAGGAGUUACCUCUCAAGAAGGACUUCUGUGAAGGAAAGCUAUCCCAGGCAGUGAUAACAGAGAGACUCACAAGCUAUACUCUGGAGUACUCUCUGUUAGGGGAACACUGGGAUUAUGAUGCUCUGUUUGACACACAGCCGGGCUUGGUGACUAUCAAAAACCUGGCUGUUGACUUCCCCCAGCAGCUACACCCAGCUCAGAAGAAUUUCUGUAAGAAUGGGAUAUGGGAGAACCAUAGUGACCUGGGAUCAGCAGGACAUUGUGUGGCUAAGCCAGAUUUAGUCUCUUUACUACAGCAAGAAAAGGAGCCCUGGAUGGUGAAGCAAGAACUGACAGGAAGCCUGUUAUCAGGCCAGCGAUCUGUACGUGAGACCCAGGAAUUAUUUCCAAAGCAAGAUUCAUAUGCUGAAGGAGAAACAGACAGAACCUCAAACACUAAACUUGAGUGUUCCAGUUUCAGAGAAAAUUGGGAUUCUGACUGUGUGUUUGGAAGGAAGCUUGCAGUAGGUCGAGAGACACAAUUCAGGGAAGAGCCAAUUACUCAUAACAAAACCCUCUCUAGGGAAAGAGAACGUACAUAUAACAAAUCUGGAAGAUGGUUUCAUUUGGAUGAUUCAGAAGAGAAAGUUCAUAAUCGUGAUUCAAUUAAAAAUUUUCAAAAAAGUUCAGUGGUAAUAAAACAGACAGGCAUCUAUGCAGGAAAAAAGCUUUUCAAGUGUAAUGAAUGUAAGAAAACUUUUACCCAGAGCUCAUCUCUUACUGUUCAUCAGAGAAUUCAUACUGGAGAGAAACCUUAUAAAUGUAACGAGUGUGGGAAGGCCUUUAGUGAUGGCUCGUCCUUUGCCCGACACCAGAGAUGUCACACUGGCAAGAAGCCCUAUGAGUGCAUUGAGUGUGGGAAAGCUUUCAUCCAGAACACAUCCCUUAUCCGUCACUGGAGAUACUAUCACACUGGGGAGAAACCCUUUGAUUGCAUCGAUUGUGGGAAAGCCUUCAGUGACCACAUAGGGCUUAAUCAACACAGGAGAAUUCAUACUGGAGAGAAACCUUACAAAUGUGAUGUAUGUCACAAAUCCUUCAGGUAUGGUUCCUCCCUUACUGUACAUCAAAGGAUUCAUACUGGAGAAAAACCAUAUGAAUGUGAUGUUUGCAGAAAAGCCUUCAGCCAUCAUGCAUCACUCACUCAACAUCAAAGAGUACAUUCUGGAGAAAAGCCUUUUAAGUGUAAAGAGUGCGGAAAAGCUUUUAGGCAGAAUAUACACCUUGCCAGUCAUUUAAGGAUUCAUACUGGGGAAAAGCCUUUUGAAUGUGGGGAGUGUGGAAAAUCCUUCAGCAUCAGUUCUCAGCUUGCCACUCAUCAGAGAAUCCAUACUGGAGAGAAGCCCUAUGAAUGUAAGGUUUGUAGUAAAGCGUUCACCCAGAAGGCUCACCUUGCACAGCAUCAGAAAACCCAUACAGGAGAGAAACCAUAUGAGUGCAAGGAAUGCGGUAAAGCCUUCAGCCAGACCACACACCUCAUUCAACAUCAGAGAGUUCACACUGGUGAGAAACCCUAUAAAUGUAUAGAAUGUGGGAAAGCCUUUGGUGAUAACUCAUCCUGUACUCAACAUCAAAGACUACACACUGGCCAAAGACCUUAUGAAUGUAUUGAGUGUGGAAAAGCAUUCAAGACAAAAUCCUCCCUUAUUUGUCAUCGCAGAAGUCAUACUGGAGAAAAACCUUAUGAAUGUAGUGCGUGUGGCAAAGCCUUUAGUCAUCGUCAAUCCCUUAGUGUACAUCAGAGAAUUCAUUCUGGAAAGAAACCAUAUGAAUGUAAGGAAUGUAGGAAAACCUUCAUCCAAAUUGGACACCUUAAUCAACAUAAGAGGGUUCAUACUGGAGAGAGAUCUUACAACUAUAAGAAAAGCAGAAAAGUCUUCAGGCAAACUGCACACUUAGCUCAUCAUCAGCGAAUUCAUACUGGAGAGUCGUCAACAUGCCCCUCUUUACCUUCCACAUCAAAUCCCGUGGAUCUGUUUCCCAAAUUUCUCUGGAAUCCAUCCUCCCUCCCAUCACCAUAGCCUCAAGACGUCAUUUCUGUUUGAGUACUCCAGCAGUUUAAAACCCCAUCUCCCUGCCCUUUUGUUUUCUUUUUGUCCCUUAUUAGUUUGUUCUUCACAUAAGUGUAAAUGUAACUUAUUCACUCCUCUUGUAAAACUUAUAGUUUCUUUAAUUGGUUAAUGCGUGAGAUGUGCUCAGCACAAUGUCUGGUCCAUAUUAAGUGCUCAGUAAACUUAGCUCUUUUAAAAACUUUGUAUUUGAACGUUGAAAAGUUACAGUAGUCAGCUCUGAUAAAAAACGAUGCAGUAGGAUGAGGGUAGGAAAAAGCACAUUUUAGAGCAGGAACAGCGUUCUCCAGUAGUGGGUGAGGUUUUGCCUUUGUUGGUUUAAAACUUGAUUCUAUAAUGCCGAGUUAGUUUUGUGGCUUUCCAUCUGACCCUGUGUGAAUGUAAGGUGAUGUGACCUUGUUGGUGAGAAAAUUAAACUUUACAUUUGACUUGA
Molecule: messenger RNA, 3179 nt
Organism: Chlorocebus sabaeus (green monkey)
Lineage: Eukaryota; Metazoa; Chordata; Mammalia; Primates; Cercopithecidae
Gene: ZFP28
Product: ZFP28 zinc finger protein
Biological process (GO): regulation of transcription by RNA polymerase II
Cellular component (GO): nucleus
Molecular function (GO): DNA-binding transcription activator activity, RNA polymerase II-specific; RNA polymerase II cis-regulatory region sequence-specific DNA binding
Source: RefSeq, a predicted model, not a curated record